AUGUAUGAUCCAAAAGCGUAUAACUCGCUACCAUCACUCCGUCAAGCCGCAGAGCGGCUGGGUGAAGAUGUUAGAAAGCAUCUUUUUGGCGAGAUUCGUCAGAUGUUCCUCGACAACAAUGUCUACGAAAAGUACGGCAUCAGCUUGCUGCACAAACACUUCCCCAUUGGUGAAGAAGAUCGGCUAGUCGACUGUCGACAUACCUCAACAGCUUGGAAAGUGGGCGAUGAGCGUGACGAUAUGGUCAAGAAAUAUGAAGGCCUUAUCACGCCUCGUUCGUUUCGGCUCUGGGGCGGGUUACCAGUUCCCUAUGAAUUCGCUUUCUCCCCAACUAUGCCGAUGUAUGAUGCAAAGUUCGAACACCGAGUGUUUGAUUUGCUCCGUGGACUUGGUCUAGAGGGAGUAUUUGGUCUACGAUAUCUAGAUGAGUAUGAUCCGAAUUUGUCGAUGGAGAUCACCGAGGAGAAUGCGAAUAUCAUGAUGCCACGUGGGUCCGUCCCUGACUCUAGUCUUAUUGAAGCAUUGUGGGUGUUUAGUCCCAGGGAUGACGACCGCUGCCACUGCCGAGAAGUCUGCUUUAAAAAAAGUGAGGGACAUGAAAAUGACCAUAGUUGCGGGUAG
Messenger RNA from Talaromyces marneffei, 621 nucleotides. RefSeq lists its product as uncharacterized. The coding region runs from base 1 to 621 and encodes 206 amino acids. The record is from RefSeq and is a predicted model, not a curated record. The transcript has a single exon. Lineage: Eukaryota; Fungi; Ascomycota; Eurotiomycetes; Eurotiales; Trichocomaceae.